Messenger RNA from Engraulis encrasicolus (European anchovy), 934 nucleotides. RefSeq names its product heparan-sulfate 6-O-sulfotransferase 1-A-like. Lineage: Eukaryota; Metazoa; Chordata; Actinopteri; Clupeiformes; Engraulidae. The annotation marks the transcript as partial. The record is from RefSeq and is a predicted model, not a curated record. Gene Ontology annotation, cellular component: membrane. The transcript is spliced from 4 exons. Gene Ontology annotation, molecular function: heparan sulfate 6-sulfotransferase activity.
AUGAUUCUCCAAGAGCUCUGCAAGUUGAACCACGGACGGGAUGAGGAUAUCCCAAUAGCACUUGCAUCAAAGUGGAAGGAAUGGCUGAAGGACCUUGAGGCACUCUCCAGCUUCAAAACUGAACGAUGCUACAAGCCAGCAGGAUAUGAAGUCAAAGAGGCCCAAUUACACCACUUCUGCAACGCCAGUGAGAAUGGCUACGGAACAGUGAGUUACCUGCGACUAACCAGUAGAGGCCUGGACUACUUCGAACCUAUUGAGGUCAAGAAGUUCUAUUACAUCACGCUGCUUCGGGACCCGGUGUCGCGCUACCUAAGCGAGUGGCGGCACGUGCAGCGCGGCGCCACCUGGAAGACCUCACUGCACAUGUGCGACGGCCGCACGCCCACGCCAGAGGAGCUGCCCGCCUGCUACGACGGCACUGAUUGGUCGGGCUGCACGCUGCAGCAGUUCAUGGACUGCCCUUACAACCUGGCCAACAACCGACAGGUGCGCAUGUUGGCGGACCUCAGCCUGGUCGGCUGCUACAACAUGUCCUUCAUGCCGGAGAAGAAGCGCGCGGCGAUCCUCCUCGAGUCCGCCAAGAAGAACCUGCGCGACAUGGCCUUCUUCGGCCUGACCGAGUUCCAGCGCAAGACCCAGUUCCUGUUCGAGCGCACCUUCCGCCUGCGCUUCAUCCGACCCUUCAUCCAGUACAACAGCACGCGCGCCGCGGGCGUGGACCUGGACAACGACACCAUCCUGCGCAUCGAGGAGCUCAACGAGUUGGACAUGCAGCUGUACGACUACGCCUGGGACCUGUUCCAGCAGCGCUACCAGUACAAGAGGCAGCUGGAGCGGCGGCAGAUGAGGCUGCAACAACGUGGGGGAGGUGGGGGAGGAGGAGGUGGUGGUGGGAUGUUUCCACUCAGGAGGGGUGCCGGUGGUGGUGGAG